GGCGUGUGUGUGAUGUGAUACAUGUGCGAUAAUGCGCGAUGCCUAGGGGUGCCGCGGCGGCGUUCUACGUUCUCCCGAGGAUCCCGGUUGGUCCCGACGAUCUUCCCCUUGGAAUCUCCUCCUCUUGGCAGCGCCGACUCACGUCUGCCGGUUUCCUCUAUCUCCUCUUUUUUUUCCUUUUUCUCUCUCACCAGAUGAUUCGACGGGCAGUGCUGAGGGUUUAAAUGAACGUGCGUUAAUGCGCGGCGGGCCCGCGCCACGAACGAUAACGUUGUGUCGGAUUACAUCGAGCCUGAAACAUCGGACAAUUUUUUCUCAUUCUUUUUUCUCUUUCGAUCAUGGAGGACCCCACGGAGGCGCAGAAGUGGCAACAACAUCUGACUCUGCUGCGAGAGCAGUAUGUCAAUUUAUACAACGCGAACGCGGAACUGCAACGGGAAUACGCCGUCGCCACGGCUGAAAAGCAGGAGGGUGGAUUCGUCACUAGGCUUCUGGCGACAGUCGCAUCCUUGUACUGUCAACAUCGUUACAGUGAUAUAAGUAUAAAACUGAUCGACCAAGAGAUACCGGCGCAUAAAUUCGUGUUGUCUGCCAGGUCUGAUUUCUUCAGUGACGCAGCCCUUGUGGAAAAGACUGUUUUAGAUUGGAGCAGUUUAAAUAGUGCCGUUGCAUUAGUGCUGCUGAAAUGGAUUUAUACAGGCAAAGUAUCCCAGGAACACCUAACGUUAGAUCUGAUGAAAGCAGCAGCGGGUUUCCAAUUGUCCGAUCUAGUAGAUCAAUGCGAAAGAUAUCUGAUUGGGACAGUGGGAUUGAAGAAUUGCGUAGGAUUAUACUCAGCCGCCGAGGAACUGGGUACCCUAAAAUUGAAGGAGCAUUGUAGCUCCUUAAUUUCAGCGCAUUGGGAAGAUCUGACCGGCGAAGACUUCAAGGAAAUGCCUGGUUCUUUACUGUACAAAUUACUACAAACAAAGAGCAAAUAUCCUUUGCACGCAGCGGUACGUUUGAUGCGUGAAGAUGUCGUGUUUCUGUACUUGGUGGAACAUAAUGCUGAGCUUCCGAAGGCUGUCAAUGUUGUGGAUCACAAAGGAGAAAUGGCUCUAGAAGUUGCCUUGAAAACUCGCCAGCCAUCUCUGGCACGCACCCUGGUCGAGCAUGGAGCGGAUUUAAAUGCGAAAGACGCAAAAGGUCUUUCUCUCCUUCAUUCAGCUAUCUUGAAGGGAGACUCCUACUCGUCCGAGUUCAUAAUCGAGCAGCUGGAGAACAAUGGCAACAUAUCAAAGUUAUGUGAGGCUGUGAAAAUUAACGAGAAUGUGAAGAAUGCGGCCGAUCUUAAGCAAUUGGAAGGCUGUACUGCCUUGCAUCUAGUAGCAAAACACAAUACGGAAAACAUGUUGGCGGUUGGAACGAGAUUACUCCAAGCGGGAAUUGAUCCGAACUUACAAGACUACAGAGGAUGGACUCCGCUUCACAGCUGUAUCUCGGAAAAAAACGAGAUGCUGUUCGAUCUAUUACUCGAGGCGAAGAAUAUAGAUGUAGAUCAAAUCACAAACGAAGAUGAUACGCCGUUGUGUUUUGCAAUGAAGAUGGAACCUUUCAAUGAAUACUUUGCGUCGAAAUUGCUUGCUAAAGGCGCUAUACCGAAUCCAACAUAUGAUGUCACCGGAAAUACAUUGCUUCAUAUCCUGACGCAAGAACGCAAAGAAGAGGCAGCGUUAUUCUUAGUGGAAUAUUGUAAUAAUAAUUUAACGAAAACUAACAACGAAGGUUUCACAAUACUACACGAAGCGUGCAGAGUGGGUUUAAAGGAUUUGACUCAUGCUCUGUUAAAAAAUGGGCUGCCGACCGAUGUCGUUACUCUUUCUACUGGCGACGCGCCAAUUCAUUUCGCUAUUUCGAAUUUGUACACUGACAUAGUCAUCGAGUUAUUAGACGCUACAAGUUUGGAUUCGCAGUUGACUAUUAAGAACAACGCGAACGAGACACCUCUAAGUUUGGCUAUAAAGACACCAUUCAAGAAAGGUAAAGAUAUCGUGCUGGCUCUGAUAAAAGCUGGAGCUGACGUGAAUGAACGCAACGAUGAAGGUCUGACGUUAUUGCAUCAAGCGAUACUGAAAGAGGAUUCGGCUACAGCGAUAUUUUUGUUAGAAAAUGGUGCUGACAUGAACGCAAAAACAGCCAAUGGAGAGACACCGUUACAACUGUGCGUACAUUGUAGAUUGGGCGAAGUGGUAGAGGCUCUUUGCAGGCGAGGCGUAGACACUUCAAUAGGAUGUCCGUUAUGGGAUGCUUUAGAUUCGGAUCAAGAAGAUACUGCAUCAAUUUUGGUUAAACAUGGAGCGGAUACAGAUUGUUGGGGUCCAGGCCCCGAUGGCUGUCAACAAACGUUGUUACACAGAGCAAUCGACGAUAACAAAGAGGAUAUUGCACAAUUCUUGAUUAGAAGUGGAUGCGACUUGAAUGCUUCAAGACGACCCGGCCCAGACGGUGCUGGUGGAGACGAGGCAAGAGACGAGUGCACGCCAUUACAUUUGUGUUGUCAAUGGGGACUGGAGCAAGUCGUUCAAACACUCAUCGAGCACGGAGCUGAUGUGAAUGCCCGCGACGCAGAGGGAAAAACACCUGUGCAUGUUGCGAUACAGAAUCAGCAUUCGCAAAUUAUUUCUCUUCUACUGUGCCACCCAAAUAUAGAUCUGAAUAAAAGAGAUAAGAAAGGAUUGUCGCCUUUCGCGACCGCCCUAACAGUUCGCAAUAACAAAGCCGCACAAGCAAUAUUAGAGAGAUUACCUAAAGCUGCUGAACAAUAUGACAAUAAAGGCAGAAAUUUCUUACAUACUGCUAUACAGAAGGGUGACAUGGAGAGCAUUCUAUUUUUAUUGUCGAUACAAGUAGACGUAAAUUCAAGAAUACACGACGUUACACAAACGCCACCCCUACAUCUUGCCGCCGUGUCGGGGAAUGAGAUGUUAGUGCGAAGUUUGAUUCUGGCGGGUGCUCGUGUCAACGAUACGGAUGCAAAUAGGAACACCGCUCUGCACGUAGCGGCUAAAGUAGGACAUGCCGCUGUUGUCUCUGCGUUAUUGCAAAACAAUAUUAAUUUUGACGCGGUAAAUGCGGAUGGCGACAACGCGUUGCACGUAGCUGUAAGAGAAGGUCAUGUAUCAGUAGUGCGGACAUUAUUGACUGAAUGUACGCUAGAUGCGGAAGCAGUGAAUCUCAAGGGUCGUAAUCCUCUACAUGAACUGGCCAGAUGCGCGAGGGACAACGCUGCGACGAUAUGCGAUCUAUUCUUAGAAUGCAUGUCGCAAUAUCCAGUUAAUAAUGCAGAUUUGGAUGGAAAUACUCCGUUGUUGAUCGCGUAUAUGAAAGGCAAUGGCAAUCUUUGUAGAACGCUAGUGAAAGCCGGGGCAUGCCUGGGUUCGAUGAAUAAAGAUGGAAUUACGAUCUUCAAUUAUCAAGUAGCGACGAAACAGUUGUUAUAUAGACUAUUAGAUUCUUUAACACAAGAAGCGCCAUGGUCCGACAAGGAUUGUUGCUUAGAGUGCGGAACAAAAUUCUCUCUUACAAUGCGCAAGCAUCAUUGCCGGCAUUGUGGACGAAUUUUGUGCAGCAAGUGCUCAGGUCAAGAUGUACCAAUCUUGAAAUUUGGCUUGAACAAACCAGUACGUGUGUGCAAUGUAUGCUUUGAUGUAUUACUGGGUACUGGUUCUCUUCAACCAUCAUAGUUAAAAUAAGAAUUUAUAUAUAUAUAU
Molecule: messenger RNA, 3749 nt
Organism: Atta colombica
Lineage: Eukaryota; Metazoa; Arthropoda; Insecta; Hymenoptera; Formicidae
Product: rabankyrin-5
Exons: 13
Coding region: 339-3722 (1127 amino acids)
Molecular function (GO): metal ion binding; protein binding
Source: RefSeq, a predicted model, not a curated record